UAGGCCCAGUGUCUUGAGUGUUUAAGUGGUUUAUACUUUAUUUUAUACAUAAUUUAAAUAUGUUGUCUUUAAUUAUUUUAUCUGCUGUUCUCUGUUUAGUAGAGAAUACCUUCGGCCAAUCUCUUGGUAUCAACAAAGGAUUUGGAUUAAAUGGACUCCCUCCCAAUGGACUAGGACUAGCCAAUGGAUUGGCACCAAAUGGAUUACUUGGCAAUGGCUUGGCUGUAAAUGGUCUUAACCCAAACAACUUUGGCAUAAACAACUUUGCCAGUAAUAAUUUGGCAGCAGCUAAUCUAGCUGCCAAUAAUUUGGCUGGUGCUAAUUGUGCUGGUAAUAAUUUAGCCAAUGUAAACUUUGCUGCCAAUAAAUUUGCUGCAGUCAACAACAUGAAUAAUGCUAACAUUGCAGCAAAUAAUUUGGCUGCUAAUAACUUUGCCGUUAAUAAUUUGGCAGCCAAUAAUUUUGCUGCCAAUAGCUUGGCUGCCAAUAAUUUCGCUGCUAAUAAUUUCGCUGCCAAUAAUUUGGCAAUGAAUAACUUAGCUGCCAAUAACUUGGCUAACAAUUUCCAACUCAAUAACAACUUAGCUUACAAUGGUCUGGCCAAUAACAUGGCAGGUUUGGCCGGUGUGCCAAACGCUGUCAAUGCUGGCUAUGGUGAUAUCGCCGUCGUUGGCGAGCUGCCAGUUGGUGGCAACACUGCCGUUACUGGCAACGUGCCAGUGAUUGGCUACGUGACUUUCGAAGGGACUCUGCCUGCCGGAGGUCUAGUCAGUGUUGCCACUAACAAUAAUUGUGGUUGUGUUUAGAUUUUAAUAUUUACUUAAAAAGUAAUUAUUUGUA
Molecule: messenger RNA, 840 nt
Organism: Spodoptera frugiperda (fall armyworm)
Lineage: Eukaryota; Metazoa; Arthropoda; Insecta; Lepidoptera; Noctuidae
Exons: 2
Coding region: 60-806 (248 amino acids)
Source: RefSeq, a predicted model, not a curated record